This is a messenger RNA of Papaver somniferum (opium poppy), 713 nucleotides long. RefSeq lists its product as uncharacterized. Bases 22 to 360 code for a protein of 112 amino acids. The record is from RefSeq and is a predicted model, not a curated record. The transcript is spliced from 2 exons. Lineage: Eukaryota; Viridiplantae; Streptophyta; Magnoliopsida; Ranunculales; Papaveraceae.
AACUGUUUCCCCACUUUCAAUAUGGUUUCGGAUAAGGAACAAGGAGAAAAUAAUAUGCAUUCUGUUAACUCGAGGCAGGUUGAGAAGGUAUCAGAUUUUGAAGAACUGAGGUUGGAUGACAUGGAAUCUUCAAGGUUUAGCAGCUUUAUGGGUCAAGGUUUAACAGAUAUUGAAAAUUCUAUUAGCUUUGAUUGGGCUUCAAUGUUACCAAAUAUGGAAAAUAGGCCACAGCUCACCCCCACUGUUUGCGUUUGGUGUGCGCUGGUAUUCAACAUCGAUGUUACGGACUCAGCAACUGAGUAUAAUUCUGUUGGUUAUAUGUGUCCUUCCUGCAAGGCAAAGAUUUCUGGGCAUCUAUAAUGACUUGCCCAGAAAACAAGGAGUUUAGGACACUUUUGUCCUCUAUCUUUAUAGGUAACUCUGUUGGUGCUGUUACUUGAUUUAGGGUGUUUCAGUGUAAAUUUCCUUCAGCAGUUAAAUGAAUUGUUGCCCAUUGGUAGUGUUGCUAUUUUACUAUGGUGUACAAGUAGUUAUAGUUGUAGUUGAUUGUGUCUUUUGUAGCAUUAUAUCAAGGCAAGUUGUUGUAUUUUGGGAGUUUCUUCUUUGAACAGAACUCGCCUUAUAGAGAAAUAUCCAGUCUGGAUCAUUAGAAACAGCAGUAUACUCGUAUAUUAAGUACUAUAUUAUAUGAUUAUCUCUGUAUAUACAUCAUA